Molecule: messenger RNA, 1338 nt
Organism: Theobroma umbraticum
Lineage: Eukaryota; Viridiplantae; Streptophyta; Magnoliopsida; Malvales; Malvaceae
Product: protein LIKE COV 2
Cellular component (GO): Golgi apparatus
Source: RefSeq, a predicted model, not a curated record
CUACUGAAAACCGAUUCCUGAUUGACCAGACCAAUCAGGAACCGAGGGGCAGUUAUUCGUAUAACCAAACAAUGGCACAACCACCAUUGCAGAAACAAGUCAAGAGACAAUGCCGACUUUGACAAAACUCACAACUGAGAUAAAACCAAGAAAGUGGAAAAAAAAAGAAAAGAAAGUGAACAAUGGGAGAAGAAAAAGAAGGCACAUCGAGUUCACUGAGUGAAGGACUCGCUCCUCAUGACCCGGACGAUGUCCCUAAAUCUCCUCCUAGCUCUCCCAAUUCCUCCACUCGCAAGCCUUGCUAUGCUGUUCUACAAAGUUGGGUCUCAAAGAAGUUCAUGACCGGAUGUGUGGUACUCUUUCCAGUUGCUGUUACAUUUCUUGUGACAUGGUGGUUUAUUCAGUUUGUUGAUGGUUUCUUUAGUCCAAUCUAUGCCAGGCUUGGUGUUGACGUAUUUGGCCUUGGGUUCCUUACAUCUCUAUUGUUUAUAUAUUUUGUGGGCAUAUUUGCUUCAUCAUGGCUGGGUGCCACUGUUUUCUGGCUUGGGGAAUGGUUAAUCAGACGAAUGCCCUUUGUAAAGCACAUAUACUCUGCCUCCAAACAAAUUAGCACAGCUAUUUCUCCUGACCAAAAUACUAGUGCUUUUAAAGAGGUAGCAAUUAUUCGUCAUCCUCGUCUUGGUGAAUAUGCAUUUGGUUUUAUCACAUCUUCUGUUAUCCUUCAGAGGGAUAAUGGGGAUGAAGAGUUGUGCAGUGUUUAUGUACCAACAAAUCAUCUAUACAUUGGGGACAUAUUUCUUGUUAAUUCUGAGGAGAUCUUAAGGCCAAACUUAUCUAUUCGAGAAGGCAUAGAGAUUAUUGUUUCAGUUGGCAUGACAAUGCCACAAGUAAUAUCCCCUGUACAAAGGAUUCCUCAUCAGGGAAAUAGGAUUCCUCUGAACAGAAUAAUGUGAAGAUGCUUAAAACAGGGUUAUAGAAGUAGAGAAUUUCUUGCUCAGAUAACAGUCUAAAAUGCCCAGAAAGGCUGAUCUAUGAUAAUGGGAAGAUCCUUAGCUGAAGUGUCAACAUUAAGGUUGGAUCAUGAUUCGUUCACGCAUACUGUUGUAUCUAUAUAACUUGCCAUGUAUAGAAACAAAACGCCAGAUACUCUUUCCCCUGAUUUGGUCCUUUAUAUUGUCACGCAAGAUUUUUUUGUGGAAUGGGGAAUUAAGAGGCAAAUGCUAGCAUAGUCUACAAUCUGGUAGUGGACUUCAAUUUUGUUUUUGGAGAACUCAAAUAUCAUGUUUUAAUUGCUUGCUAAAUUAACAAAAAUCUAAUAUUAUUAUUAUUAUUACACAA